AUGGAAGCUGAAGUUACCAAUGCCAGAAGAGGCGCCCUGGUUGUGGUGGAAGGCCUGGAUCGUGCUGGGAAAUCAACACAAUGCGCAACACUGUACCAGUUCCUUAUUAACCAAGGGCAUAAGGUAAAAUACAUUCGGUUCCCAGACAGAACUACGUCUAUAGGCCAGAUGAUAGACAAGUAUCUCCGUGGAGAGAUACAGCUAGACGACCACGCAGUUCAUCUCUUAUUCUCCGCUAACCGAUGGGAGGCCGCGGCACAGAUACGACAAGAUAUCGAAGGCGGGAUUACUGUUAUUGUCGACCGAUACUCGUACUCUGGCGCCGUCUACUCGGCUGCAAAAGAAAAUAAAGAGCUACAAUUGGAUUGGGCAUGGAGGCCAGAGAUAGGACUGCCUCGACCGGAUAUUUGGUUCUUUUUGAAUAUAUCGACUGAAUCUGCGGCAAAGAGAGGGGGGUAUGGAACGGAGAGGUACGAGACCGUUAAUUUGCAGAAGAAGGUGGGGAAGCUGUUCAUAUCCUUGUCUGGGCUGAAGGGCAAUGAAGAUAUGAGGGUAGUUGAUGCGGGGAGAGAAAUUGAGGAGAUAUCCCGCGAGCUUCAGAGUGAGGUUUUACAGACUAUUGCGAAUAUUGAUUCGAUGGGGCCUUUGAGGAAGCUUGGUCAACUAAAUUUUACGGAGAUGGAGACCGGAGACUCUUCGUAA
Molecule: messenger RNA, 702 nt
Organism: Microsporum canis CBS 113480
Lineage: Eukaryota; Fungi; Ascomycota; Eurotiomycetes; Onygenales; Arthrodermataceae
Product: thymidylate kinase
Exons: 2
Coding region: 1-702 (233 amino acids)
Biological process (GO): dTTP biosynthetic process; dUDP biosynthetic process; dTDP biosynthetic process
Cellular component (GO): nucleus; cytoplasm; cytosol
Molecular function (GO): dTMP kinase activity; ATP binding
Source: RefSeq, a predicted model, not a curated record